AGCAAUUUUAAUAGCUGGUAUAAAGUCAUUUUGACCAAGAGGCCGAGCAGGUACCCAUCACUCCACUCACCUGCACCAAGAUGUUGAACCGAUGGCGCUCUUUGCUCUACAGGAACCAUUCUUCCAAAACACUGCUGUCUGGGAAAUGGGGUGAUUCUAGAGGUGCUUUAUGUCCACAAGGUUUUGAACCUCGAGCAGCCUUUUCAACAUCUAUCCAUGGUUUUGCUGCUACAGGAAAUUCCAGUGCCAAUGCUCGUGUGUUCGCCCCUUAUACAAUAUACAAGGGAAAAGCUGCACUCUCCGUUUCUCCUCUUCUUCCGACUUUCAGUAAGAUAGAUUCUGCCAACGGCGGCCUUAGAGUUGAUCGACGUGGUUCGAUGAUGUUGACCUUCUUACCUGCUAUUGGUGAGCGCAAGUAUGAUUGGGAGAAGAGACAGAAAUUUGCUUUGUCGCCGACGGAAGUUGGAUCUUUGAUAAGCAUGGGUGCUCAUGAUGCCUCUGAAUUCUACCAUGACCCUGCAAUGAAAUCUAGCAAUGCUGGUCAAGUAAGCAAGAAGUUAUUUAUUAAAGCACUUGAUGGUGGUAAUGGCUACAUGGUUUCUUUGACUGUCACCAACAACAUUCUGAAAUCAAUUGAGCGCAUUAAUGUACCUGUUACAACAGCUGAAUUUGCUGUCUUGAAGACAGCAUGCAGUUUUGCAUUGCCCCACAUCAUCGGAUGGGAUCGGUUGACGAAUCAGUCGCAUAAAUUCAUUGAGGGGAGUCCUCCAAAGGUGAACCCAAAGCAGCAUCUUGAUUUGGAGUGGGAUAGAUGAAGUUCAAGUAUAAACUAUAUAAAAGGUAUUUGGCACUGUUUUCACAUAGCAUGCGGAUAAGGACAUGCUGGACUAGAUUAUGGUUUUCUCAGUUAGAACCUGUGUAGUAUUUGAUCUUGCUUGCGGUGAUGGGGCAGUGAUAUCUGUUAUGUUUAAACAUGAACUAGAUUUGGCAUAUGUAUGCAUCUUGUUACAACAAGCAUGGACCGACUUGUGUAGUUUCGAUUUUAUUAGUAUUGUUCCUUCUUU
This is a messenger RNA of Hibiscus syriacus, 1064 nucleotides long. Its product is annotated as single-stranded DNA-binding protein WHY2, mitochondrial-like. Lineage: Eukaryota; Viridiplantae; Streptophyta; Magnoliopsida; Malvales; Malvaceae. Bases 81 to 815 code for a protein of 244 amino acids. The transcript has 8 exons. The record is from RefSeq and is a predicted model, not a curated record. Gene Ontology annotation, biological process: defense response; regulation of DNA-templated transcription. Gene Ontology annotation, molecular function: single-stranded DNA binding.